AUGGCGGCCAUCGGAAAGUUUUCUCUACGGGCGGCGAUAACCCCCCCAUCUCCUCUUACUAGAGAAGGGAUUAAGCUGUUGGCUUUGGUCAUAUCGUUUGUGUCGUGUUAUUCUGUUUUUGGGAUGAUGUCUGGUGUGGAAAUUGAUAGGAAUUUGAAUGCCAAACAUGAAACUCCCAGCUUGAACACCAGCCCUUGCUUGGACAACAACCAGGCUACCUCCAUAAAGCUCAAUAUGAAUUCCAACCUGAAGGUGUCCGAAAAACACGAUCUUGGCAUUCUGAUCUCAUGCAAAGUCUGUGAGGCACGAUCGUUCAAGACCAUGGCUCGCGAUUCAUAUCAGAAGGGUGUGGUUAUUGCCAAGUGUGAUCCCUGUGGCAACUUGCACCUUAUUGCUGAUCGAUUAGGAUUGUUUGGGGAGGAAAUCAAGACCAGUCCUUGUUUCACUGUGAACCUGACGUUAAAAGAAACCAGAAAAACAACCAAGAAAAAGACCGAGGGAAAAACCAAGGAUAUUGCUGGAAAUAAAGAAACUUAG
Messenger RNA from Striga asiatica, 537 nucleotides. The record is from the annotation of a GenBank genome assembly. Lineage: Eukaryota; Viridiplantae; Streptophyta; Magnoliopsida; Lamiales; Orobanchaceae.